Messenger RNA from Alnus glutinosa, 1122 nucleotides. Its product is annotated as extradiol ring-cleavage dioxygenase-like. Bases 146 to 940 code for a protein of 264 amino acids. The transcript has 3 exons. The record is from RefSeq and is a predicted model, not a curated record. Gene Ontology annotation, molecular function: oxidoreductase activity, acting on single donors with incorporation of molecular oxygen; ferrous iron binding; zinc ion binding. NCBI's taxonomy places the organism in Eukaryota, Viridiplantae, Streptophyta, Magnoliopsida, Fagales, Betulaceae.
UUGAGCGCAAUUCAUUCUCUCUCUCUCUCUCUCUCUCUCUCUCUCUCUCUCUCUCUCUCUCUCGUUCGUAUUAGAAUAUCAACUCAACACCAUCAUCAACAGAAUCAACACCACCUUGAGUUCUUUGAUUAAAAGAAAAAUUCAGAUGGACACGUUCUACAUAUCGCAUGGAUCGCCGACGCUGUCAUUUGACGAUUCGAUACCGGCGAGGCAUUUCUUGAAAUCAUGGAAGGAGAAAGGGCUAUGCCAGAGGCCCAGAGCCAUUCUCGUCGUUUCCGGACACUGGGACACGCCCGUGCCCGCCGUCAACGUUAUUAGCGGCCGCAACGACACCAUCCAUGAUUUCUAUGGCUUCCCCAAACACAUGUACCAGAUGAAGUACCCUGCACCGGGAGCUCCUGAAUUGGCAAAGAGGGUGAAGGAACUGCUAAUGGCAUCAGGCUGCAAGCGUGUUGACGAAGAUACAAAACGAGGGCUUGACCAUGGUGCAUGGGUCCCCCUGAUGCUGAUGUAUCCAGAGGCAGAUAUCCCAGUUUGUCAACUCUCUCUUCAGUCAGAUAAGGAUGGUACUUAUCACUACAACAUAGGCAAGGCACUGGCCUCUCUUAAGGAUGAAGGUGUUCUAACCAUAGGUUCUGGUAGUACUACUCAUAACUUAAGGAACAUUUUGCCCCCAAACAGUCCUGUUCCUUCUUGGGCUUCGGAUUUUGAUGCCUGGCUUAAAGAUGCACUUCUUCAAGGAAGAUUUGAAGAUGUGAACCAUUGGGAUGUGAAGGCACCCUGUGCUAAAAUGGCUCACCCUUGGCCAGAUCACUUUUACCCAUUGCAUUUUGCCAUGGGUGCUGCUGGUGAAAACACAAAGGCAAAACUCAUGCACCAUAGCUGGGACAUGGGUACUCUUUCUUAUGCCUCUUACCAGUUCACGGCAGCUACCAGCUGAAUCUCCAUCGAAAAAUUGUGCUACCAUACGGUGUCUAUGUUGUCUCGUUAUAUUUAGAUACAUAUGUUGUUAUGUUAUCUUCAAAAUAAGAUUGGAUGCAAACUGGAAGUUGUUGUGGCCAUGAAAAUUGUGUACUUUUCAUUUGAUUAAGGGUCUUAAUCUUUAUUGUCUUUUUAUUGAAA